CCAGCGGCAUGGACGACGACCAAUUCCGCGAAGCUGGCCAUCAGCUGCUGGAUUUUGCGUUGUCGUAUUUCAACGGUCUGAGAAACCGACCCGUGCUUCCCGACGUGGCACCCGGCUACCUGGCAGCCCUGGUGCCACCGGAGGCACCCCAGGAGCCCGACAAGUGGGAGGACAUCUUCAAGGACAUUGAAAGGGUCAUCCUGCCCGGGAUGACUCACUGGCACUCACCUCAUUUCCAUGCGUAUUUCCCGACAGGACAGAGCCCUCCUUCGCUGUUAGCGGACAUGCUCAGCUCAACAUUCGCUAUAGUCGGCUUUACUUGGAUUGCGAGCCCAGCAAACACCGAACUGGAAAUGGUGGUCAUGGACUGGCUGGGAAAAGCAAUAGACCUCCCGAAGCAUUUCCUUUUCUCCACGCCUGGCAUCAACGGUGGCGGCGUCAUUCAAAGCACGGCUAGCGAGUGUACCCUGACAGCGGUUCUCGCCGCCAAAACCAAGGUCACCACAUUCCUGCUGCAACAGAAUCCGUCGCUGACGCCCUCACAAGUGUGGGACAAGCUGGUCGUGUACGCCUCAUGUCAGGCCCACUCUUCGGUAGAGAGAGCUGCCUUGCUGGCCAGUGUUCGCUUCCACGUGCUCAACACGGACGACAAGUUGGCAGUGCGCGGCCACACGCUGCGCGCCGUUGUGCAGGAGGACCGCAACCUGGGAUUCAUCCCCAUGACGAUGGUUGCUACCUUGGGGACAACCAACUCAUGCGCGUUCGACAACCUCGAAGAGAUAGGAGUUGUCUGUGAAGAAGAAGGCCUAUGGCUUCAUGUGGACGCAGCGUAUGCGGGAUCGUCGUUCAUAUGUCCAGAGUUUCGACACUACAUGAAGGGAAUUCAGCACGUGUCAUCAUUCAGUAUGAACCCGCACAAGUGGCUCUUGGUUAACGUGGACUGUUCCGCAAUGUGGUUCAGAAAAAGAACCGACAUCGAAGAAGCGUUCAAGGUGAACCCGCUGUAUCUCAAGCACGACAACGAGGGCGGUAAAGUUCCCGAUUACAGGCACUGGACCAUACCUCUGGGCAGACGAUUCCGCUCGCUAAAGCUUUGGUUUGUGUUCAGAUGCUAUGGCGUUUCCGGCCUGCAGGCACACAUCCGUCGCCAAAUUGACCUCGCCAAAGAAUUCGAACAGCUGGUGAAAGAACACGAGCACUUUGAAGUCGUCGUUCCAGUGACAAUGGCCCUAGUGUGCUUCAGGUACAAGGGUUCCAAUGCCGACAAUGAAGAUUUGCUGCAGAUACUUCACAAGCGCAGGACUAUUUACCUGACUCCAACAAAGCUUAGAGGAGUGUUUGUUCUCAGAUUUGCUAUCUGCAGUCGACUGACUGAAAAUGAGGAUGUUCACUAUGCGUGGCAUGAGAUAUGUGCUGCCCUAGAGACCCUUAAAGAACAACGAGGAGGAAUGUUAAAACAUGAAGAUGUAGUGUUCAGCACACCUCAGGGAUAUGUCAAAAGGAUGCCUCUUCAGGGAGAAGCUAACCAAAAUAGGGGAGGCAACAGAGCAUGUGCCAACAGACUCCUUGAAAAAUACAACCAAAUUAAAGAGUGGCUAUUCCGCAACUAG
Molecule: messenger RNA, 1610 nt
Organism: Rhipicephalus sanguineus (brown dog tick)
Lineage: Eukaryota; Metazoa; Arthropoda; Arachnida; Ixodida; Ixodidae
Product: aromatic-L-amino-acid decarboxylase
Exons: 13
Coding region: 9-1610 (533 amino acids)
Biological process (GO): serotonin biosynthetic process; amino acid metabolic process; catecholamine metabolic process
Molecular function (GO): pyridoxal phosphate binding; aromatic-L-amino-acid decarboxylase activity
Source: RefSeq, a predicted model, not a curated record